GCGGCUCGGAACGGCCUGCGAGGAACUGAGUAAAUGUUAAAGGAACGUUGAGAGCUCCGUAACCACCUCCGCAACGGAUCAGAAGGGCCCGGCCGGUUUGCCGAGGAACAGACCGCGCAGGCUGCAGGACCGAGGCGGAAAACAGCACCAACAUGGAAGAUCACGAUCGGAGCGCGGCGGCUCAGCGAUCACCGGCGGUGCCUGAAGACAAGGUCCUUUGAGGCGAACUGCGCAGGCUCGACUCGGCGCGUGUAUCCCGGGCAGACCGGCACACACGUGAGCCGGAGCCAGCCCGGCGGCUCCGGGUGACAGCUGCCGCGGCCGCGCUCCCGCCAUGUCGCAGACCAGCGACAGCGGCGAGUCCUCGCCGGCCUCUCGGGGCCGCCGCUCGCGCUCGCCGCGCGCCCAGGAGGACGGGGGGGACACGGCGGGCGACAGGCUCCGGCAGCUCAGCAUCAACGAGGGCGAGGACCGGGACCGGGACCACAACAGGAUGAUUCGGAUACAGUACCGGAAGCUCAUCUCCACCGUGCAGCAAAAUCGAGAAGCUAUGUUGAAUUCGAAAAGCAACAAACUGACAGAAGCUUUGGAAGAAGCCAAUAGACUUUUUGAUGGAGUUUCCCGUGCACGAGAGGCUGCACUGGAUGCCCAGUUUCUUGUUCUAGCAAGCAGUAUAGGAAAGGAGAAAGCCAAUGAGUUACAGUUGGAGAUGUCAGCAUUUGAUUCAGCUGCAUUUGCAGAGGACUUGCUAACCUUCAUGGGUAUAAAUCGCACAGAAGUAGAAGAAACUGAUGAUCCUGAGGACAUUCCAGGCGGGUUUUUACCUAGCGAUGCCUGGCAGACAGUGGGACAAGAAGCACUCAAGUACUUAAGAAGAGCACCUACUUUUCACUACAUGAUGGGAUCUUUCAAGUCUGAGCCUCCUGUACCAAAGCAACGGAUUGAGAGGCAGAAAAAAGCCAGCAGAGGAAAAGCAGAACGGGCAAUGCCUGCUCAGUUAAAAAAAAUGGAGACAUCUCAUCAGGAAGCUACAGAAAAAGAAGUGGAGAGGGUCUUGAGAAUACUGCAAACUCAUUUUGAAAAUGAUCCUAAUACACCKAUUUCCUUCUUUGAUCUUGUGAUUGAUCCAAACUCUUUUGCACACACCAUGGAAAACAUAUUUCAUGUGUCCUUCCUUAUCAAGGAUGGUCUUGCAAAAAUAAAGCUGGAUGAAGAUGGAUUGCCAAUAAUAGAGCCGACAAAACCGACCAGGGGAGGGGAGGAGGACAACAGAACUGGAGCACGGAACCAGGUCAUCGUAACUCUGGACCAGAAAGAAUGGAAGGAAAUCAUAGAAAUAUUUCAGAUAACAGAAGCCAUGAUUACUCCUCUUUCUCAGACAACAGAAGAUGAAAUGGAGACAGAAUAACUACUCAAGUGCCUUAAAGAAAAUACAUCCAAGUGUUUGUUUCAACAGAUGUUUUAUAUGUAUAUGUUGUAAAAUAAUUUUUUUUUCUGGAGGA
Molecule: messenger RNA, 1502 nt
Organism: Malurus melanocephalus (red-backed fairy wren)
Lineage: Eukaryota; Metazoa; Chordata; Aves; Passeriformes; Maluridae
Gene: NSMCE4A
Product: NSE4 homolog A, SMC5-SMC6 complex component
Exons: 11
Coding region: 335-1408 (357 amino acids)
Biological process (GO): DNA repair
Cellular component (GO): Smc5-Smc6 complex; nucleus
Source: RefSeq, a predicted model, not a curated record